Triplophysa dalaica is the source of this 3139-nucleotide messenger RNA. It is a transcript of the gene jhy, whose product is annotated as junctional cadherin complex regulator. The transcript has 9 exons. The record is from RefSeq and is a predicted model, not a curated record. Lineage: Eukaryota; Metazoa; Chordata; Actinopteri; Cypriniformes; Nemacheilidae. Gene Ontology annotation, biological process: axoneme assembly. The coding region runs from base 428 to 2680 and encodes 750 amino acids.
CCACUUCGAGCACCGUUUCAGACGUUGAAGAACCCAAAUUCCGAUGUGCGCAUGCGUUGAACAGUAACCGUAACAGCCAAGGCGUUGAGUCUACGUUUCCAUAGCAACAAUUUAGUAAACGGAAGCUCUCGACAAUAAUAUACUGUAUGACAUGUAGUUAACAAGUAAAUCGCACUUAUCUAUGUUUUUUUUUUCUGAAGUCAUUUGUUUAAUGUUUAAAAAUGUCAAGGAGGCGAUGUAUUAUUGUCCGCGUUCAAGGAAGUUUUCGUAGUUCAUGGACACGCGGGUAAAAUGACAGAAAUCAGUCAAACAUCAAACGAAGCGUAUAAGGAAAAAGAAUUAGAGCUCAGUAACUACGUGGAUAGCUAAAUAAACGGAGGUCGAAAAGCAGUUCUUUAAGACUGUGAAUCCUAACUUUAUAGUAGCCAUGAAGACAGUCAUAUCCGAGCAACAGGGCCAUCAAGGUCAUAAGUCAAACGUGAAAUUCAGCAUGCUUAGAGACGCUAGACACGCUACUCAAAUGGAUGAAGCGCCAUCUUUACCGAUGCUGUGGGACUCGCUUGAAUCAGACACUGAGAGUUUGGUGCAAGAAAAGACGUACCAACGAGAGCUUCAGAUGCGUAUUGCGCAAGACGGUGACUUGCCGUCCGCUGAGAAAUCCAAACAGGGGUCUGACCGAGGGGGAUCACAGUACAGGGAUGGUCUUCACGAUGAGCCACUGAGGCAAACAGACCCUGAAGAUGAAUAUGCCGACCUGCGCUACGAUCCGAACUGGAGACAGAAUUUGGAAAGUGCUGAGUUUCUUAACCAACUAAAAGAGAGGCUUUCUCUUGACUCCUUUGAGGAGUCUGAAGAUAGUCUUGAACCUUUGGAAGAUGUUGCAGGAGGUCGAAGGCAAGAAUAUACUGUUGUCAGUAAUCAACUCGCAUCGGAGACGGAUGCUGCCCUGUUUCCGCAACCUUUGUCUCCUUUCCACCUACACCCACAAAAGGAAACAUCUGGUCAGGUAGAUUCUCUUAACCUCUCUGUCUCCAAACGUCCUCGCAUGAACUCAGACCGCACACCGCAGGGUGACAGGGAACACCUGAAACAAAGAUCUGUCACUUCCCAGAAGAGAAGCUAUCAAGAUCCUUUAGCUGUGAAUCCGGUCAAUGCAAGGGAAGAUAUUGUGGAGCGUAACAAGACUACACUUGGUAUCAACACACAUAAGCAAGGGUCCUACCUACGAGCUCAUCGGCAAAGAGAUCAAAAUGAUGAAAUAAAGCAGCCCAGGCGAACCUCCUGUGGGACUAUCAGCACCUGCAGCCCAGAGAGUCAAGACAAUGCCCGGGAUCCCGAGCUGAUGUGGCUCCAGAAGGCACAAAAACUGAAGCUUAGUCAUAAAGAAAGGAAAGAUCCAAAGAAGAGAGAGAGAACCAACAACCAUUCAGAUCAUCUCAAACCUCAAGUUCCUGAAGCCAAGUCCAGACCUAGUGUGCACCUUAAACCACUUGCUGAGAGAACCAUCAGUGCUGAUCAUCUACCGCAAGCCGACUCUGAGGAUCAUGUCUUUCUUGAUCCUCCAGUGGCCUUUAGCUACUCCCAUGACCUUGCAUCUCAUUCCAAUGCUGCCCCCACUGUCAACCUCAACAUAAACCUCCACUCACCUGCCAAUCCCUCACAGCCACUGAAUCUUACUCAGCAAAAGACCAUUUUUACCCUUGUUUCCCAAGCGCUUCAAUGGGAAAGGCCUGAUCUUUUCAACCAAACCGUUGUGCAACCGGUUUAUCCAUUUCACCCCUCUGUGCCACUGAAUGCAAUAGGGCAGAUGGGUUUGGCCCCACAAUCAUCUAUAUCAUCUCCCGUCUCCCACACUGGAGUGGUACACAGGAAAUAUGCUAUAGACCGAGAUGCUACUCAGGGCAUAGAGAAGAGGCAUGCUGGUAAACCUUUACUCAAUGCAUUUGAGAAUGCAUCGUUCAAGAAUCACAACACAAUGAGGAUACCAGUACUAAGACUGCCCACACCCUCCGAAGCAGAGACCAGCCACUAUCCACCUGAGCUUAUGCCCACUGAUGAGGGACCCUUUGUGCCCCAUUCACAGAUCUCUGGUGCUUACACAGUGCUUCCCCCUAUAGGCAGAUCUAACGCCCGUGACACGGAGCUCUGUUCUGAUAGAUCUGAGCAACAGCUGAAUCCAAUCCACAGAAGCAGCUCAGAAGGUUACCUCUCACAAAUGGAAAGACACAGACAGCUGAAGGCGAAAACAAAUUAUAAGCCUUACACAAUGAAGGACUUUACAAACCUGAGACAGGAGUUGAAACUUGGAGGCCUUGGACCAACAAACACAAUACCAGAAGCUGUGGCAGAGAAAAUUAGACGACAGAAGCUGUAUUCAAAUGUGAUCCGCGAACAGAACAAGAAGAUAAGUAGGAUUCCCUCUCUGUCGGCCAAGGACCCAGUGGGCAGUGACAACAAGGACACAAUUCCCAGGAGAAAGGCAUUAGAAUAUGCCAAAACUAUUGCGAAGCCCAAAGCCCCUCCAAAGACAAACGACCGACCCAGAGAGAAGUACCUGAGCAUGCAGGCUCCAUAUCUUCAGGAAAUGGACCCAAUGCAACUGGCCACCAUUGAGAUGCUGAGACGACACGAGGAAGAGAAGCGGGCUGUGGCUCGCUUUAAAACCAUUCAAGCCAUCUAGAUUCGCUUCACAUUAUAACUGUAUCACACAUGUCUCUGUGCACGAGAGCGCCGAUCUCUUCAAGCACACCUGGAUGCACCGUUAACCCAGCGUAACGUGCCUCUUUCCGUCAGUUCCCGGCUAUUAGUCUGAUUAUAUCCACUUUCGCCUGCCCUUUUCUUUCACGGAGAGAAAAAAUAGGUCAAAUAAGGAUGACACUUUGAAGGCUCCCUUAUUAGGGCCCGCAAACUUUUUUCUGUAUUUUAAAGUGAUAAUUUUCCCCCUAAAACAAGCUCAAGCACCUAUUUCUUUAAUGGAAGCUUUAGAUCGUUAUCAAAGAGCUAUUUACUCCUAUGUAAUAUUUUAAUUAGAUUAUAGCCUCUAUUUAACCCAUCAUGUCUGCUUUGAUACUCGCUGUUUUCAACGUUACGCCUCAGAGGCGAGGCUAAUAAAUGCUGGACCUUUUGAAUUAAUGAGAAA